Oncorhynchus keta (chum salmon) is the source of this 5477-nucleotide messenger RNA. RefSeq lists its product as uncharacterized. The record is from RefSeq and is a predicted model, not a curated record. The transcript has 10 exons. Bases 345 to 1229 code for a protein of 294 amino acids. Lineage: Eukaryota; Metazoa; Chordata; Actinopteri; Salmoniformes; Salmonidae.
UACUAGGAAGAGACUAUUCGAGAGAAGGGUGGAUAUUCUCUCUAGGGGCUACAUUGUAACAAUUAAGAAAUGUACGUAGCCCGUAAUCUAGGUUACAUUUUAACAAUCUAAAUUGUAACUAUUUAAAAUUAUAUAGUUGAAAAUUGUAGCCAUUAGCCAACAAAUGCUUAGCCACACGACAGUGCAAUUUAAUUAUCAAGAAGUUCUCUAGUAGGAAGUUGACUUUCACCUCAUAGGCUACGAAAAGGGGGCUUUCUCAGAAAGGGAAACACGUAAUGUAACCCAGGCUACUUCAAUAGCAGUGUUAAUAGAUCGGACGAAUUGUCAACGAGAUUUCAAAGAAAAUGUCGAUCUCACUUCUGACUGUCUUUCUUGCGGAAGCAAUACUCUGCACAGUUUCAGGUGAACAGCUCUACAGAAAAGUGGGAGGUGAGCUCGUGUUGACGCCUGACAAGUCCACAGUGACUGACGCCAUCACAAGCAUCCUGUGGAAGCAUGGGAAGAACAAGCUGGCAGAGUGGGACAAGGAUUUUGGUGGUCUGGACAUCUAUGGUGCCUUCAAAGAGCGUACAACCCUGGACCAGACUACUGGAGAGCUGAGAAUCAGUGGAUUGAAGAAAACAGACAGUGGAGUUUAUUCUGUGGAAUUCAACAGCAAACUGCUUAACAAGACAUAUACAUUAUCUGUUCUCAAAGCAGUCCCCAAACCCACAAUUACUUCUUCCUGUAACCCAGACAAAACCUCCUGCACUCUGACCUGUGAGGGCAACACCACUGAUGCUGAACCAGUCACCUACAGCUGGAAACAGGGAGAGAGGGCGUGGGAGGACUUAGACAAACAGAAUAAUGUCAGUAAGAGCGACACUGACAAAUCAACCAACAGUUACACGUACUUCUGCAAGAUGAAGAACUCUGCUGGGGAAGGUGAAGUCAGCGAGCCAGUGGUGUUAGGCUCAGAUGGCUGGUUGACCAAGGCCAGAUUCAUUGGUAUUUCUGUCUUUGUUCUUGCUGUUGCUGGAAUUCUAUCGUUCAUUUUUGGUCAUAGAGCUAAAACAGGAGUUUGGAUCUAUGAGAAAGAAUCAAUGCCAUGGAAAAGAGAAUUUUGGAAAAGCCAGAGAGAAGUGGGACCUACCACUGACACAUCAAAUGGAGUUUCUGCAUCCACAGAGGAAGCCUUGGCGAGGGAAAAUUAUCAUAAAGAUGGUUCAGUAAAUAAUUCAGUACUGUAGGACGCUGUGGAUCUGUGGGCCAGAGGAUCACUGUGGAUCAAGAGAAACAAACAUCUAGACAAUGAGCACUGGAUGACAAAAAGAAUGUUACAUCCCGAUCUGAGAAAUAGAGGUCAAUUUGAGUUACAGAUGUAGGAUCUUAAUUUGAGCUAAGCUGAGUUUGUUACUGCAGGAAAAUAGUCCUGCAGAAAGGAACUUUUAAUUAAAUGGAUUAUAAUACAGUUUGUAGGGGUUAAUAUUUAUUUUAUUUUUAUUUUAUUUAACUAGGCAAGUCAGUUAAGAACAAAUUCUUAUUUUCAAUGACGGCCUAGGAACAGUGGGUUAACUGCCUGUUCAGGGGCAGCACGACAGAUUUGUACCUUGUCAGCUCAGGGAUUUGAACUUGCAACCAUCCGGCUACUAGUCCAACGCUCUAACCACUAGGCUACCCUGCCGCCCCUAUAUAUAUUUUUUUUGUACAGGAAAAUCAAGUCAGAAGUUUCAAAGUGGAAAUGACUAAUUUCAGAAGCCCUUUUAAGCCUUGAGUACAUUACAAGUUUUACAUGCUUAGGGCCUCCCGAGUUGCGCAGUGCUCUAAGGCACUGCAUUGCAGUUGCUAGCUGUGCCACUAGAGAUCCUGGUUUGAGUCCAGGCUCUGUCGCAGCCGGCCGAGACCGGGAGACCCAUGGGCCGGUGUACAAUUGGCCCAGCGUCGUCUAGGUUAGGGGAGGGUUUGGCCGGCCGGGAUGUCCUUGUCCCAUCGCUCUCUAGCGACUCCUGUGGCGGGCGGGGCCAGUGCAUGCUGAAACGGUCGCCAGGUGUACGGUGUUUCCUCCAACACAUUGGUGUGGCUGGCUUCCGGGUUAAGCGGGCAUUGUGUCAAGAAGCAGUGCGGGUUGGUUGGGUCGUGUUUCGGGGGACGCAUGGCUCUCGACCUUCACCUCUCCCAAGUCCGUACGGGAGUUGCAGCGAGGAGACAAGACUAAUUACCAAUUGUAUAUCACGAAAUUGGGGAGAAAAAUGGGUUAAAUAAAUAAAUAUAUAAAAAGUGUACAUGCUUUACAGGAAAGAACCAUUUGCAAAGUAAAUUGCUAAACCUUACAAAUUCUUAGGAUCAUAGACAAACCUAUGACACCAAUGACUACUACACUGAGUAUGUUUACAUGCACACAAAUUAUUCAAUAUUAGCUAAUUAGGGUUAAUACUCAGAGUUUGGCAUCAGUCAUGUCAACACCUUACUCUGAUUUUCUUAAUCGGUGUAAGGUCAAAAGCGAAGUAAGCAUAUGCCGCAAUCUUUCUAAUUAUAAUGGUAUGUAAACAUCCUAAUCUCACUUCCAGUGGUGUAUUAAUGGCAUGUAAACAUCCUAAUCUCACUUCCAGUGGUGUAUUAAUGGCAUGUAAACAUCCUAAUCUCACUUCCAGUGGUGUAUUAAUGGCAUGUAAACAUCCUAAUCUCACUUCCAGUGGUGUAUUAAUGGCAUGUAAACAUCCUAAUCUCACUUCCAGUGGUGUAUUAAUGGCAUGUAAACACCUUAAUCUCACUUCCAGUGGUGUAUUAAUGGCAUGUAAACACAUUAAUAUCACUUCCAGUGGUGUAUUAAUGGCAUGUAAACACAUUAAUCUCACUUCCAGUGGUGUAUUAAUGGCAUGUAAACACAUUAAUCUCACUUCCAGUGGUGUAUUAAUGGCAUGUAAACAUCCUAAUCUCACUUCCAGUGGUGUAUUAAUGGCAUGUAAACACCUUAAUCUCACUUCCAGUGGUGUAUUAAUGGCAUGUAAACAUCCUAAUCUCACUUCCAGUGGUGUAUUAAUGGCAUGUAAACACAUUAAUCUCACUUCCAGUGGUGUAUUAAUGGCAUGUAAACACAUUAAUCUCACUUCCAGUGGUGUAUUAAUGGCAUGUAAACACAUUAAUCUCACUUCCAGUGGUGUAUUAAUGGCAUGUAAACAUCCUAAUCUCACUUCCAGUGGUGUAUUAAUGGCAUGUAAACAUCCUAAUCUCACUUCCAGUGGUGUAUUAAUGGCAUGUAAACAUCCUAAUCUCACUUCCAGUGGUGUAUUAAUGGCAUGUAAACACCUUAAUCUCACUUCCAGUGGUGUAUUAAUGGCAUGUAAACACAUUAAUAUCACUUCCAGUGGUGUAUUAAUGGCAUGUAAACACAUUAAUCUCACUUCCAGUGGUGUAUUAAUGGCAUGUAAACACAUUAAUCUCACUUCCAGUGGUGUAUUAAUGGCAUGUAAACAUCCUAAUCUCACUUCCAGUGGUGUAUUAAUGGCAUGUAAACACCUUAAUCUCACUUCCAGUGGUGUAUUAAUGGCAUGUAAACAUCCUAAUCUCACUUCCAGUGGUGUAUUAAUGGCAUGUAAACACAUUAAUCUCACUUCCAGUGGUGUAUUAAUGGCAUGUAAACACAUUAAUCUCACUUCCAGUGGUGUAUUAAUGGCAUGUAAACACAUUAAUCUCACUUCCAGUGGUGUAUUAAUGGCAUGUAAACAUCCUAAUCUCACUUCCAGUGGUGUAUUAAUGGCAUGUAAACAUCCUAAUCUCACUUCCAGUGGUGUAUUAAUGGCAUGUAAACAUCCUAAUCUCACUUCCAGUGGUGUAUUAAUGGCAUGUAAACAUCCUAAUCUCACUUCCAGUGGUGUAUUAAUGGCAUGUAAACACAUUAAUCUCACUUCCAGUGGUGUAUUAAUGGCAUGUAAACAUCCUAAUCUCACUUCCAGUGGUGUAUUAAUGGCAUGUAAACACCUUAAUCUCACUUCCAGUGGUGUAUUAAUGGCAUGUAAACACCUUAAUCUCACUUCCAGUGGUGUAUUAAUGGCAUGUAAACACCUUAAUCUCACUUCCAGUGGUGUAUUUGAUCUGCACAUGUGCUAUCAUGAGCAGCGUGAACCUCCUUUUCUGGCACAGGUGAAGUGAGUUUGGAAAAUCUGAAAGUAUGUAUAGUUUUCACAUGCAAACAUUAUAUAGUAUGUCCAAACUCUGAAUCAGAUAAGCUUCCCAAAAAUGAUAUGAUCGAUGUGAUAGAACGUUUAUGUUGAGGUAUACAGGUUGCCUGAAUAUGACCUGAAUAUGACCUGUCCACCGGAUUGUAGAGGAAAUCGUUCUUCUCGCAAAGCAUGUAAAUGUUAUAAACAAACUAUUAUAUUAAUCAGAGUAUUAACACAAAUCAUAUUAUUGAAUGCAUAUAAACAUACCUGUUGUUACAUGAAAUACGAUAGUUUGCAAAAAUACUUAAUUUAAAGUUUGCGCUUAUAUAGAAAUAUGCAGUUGGUAAAAUGCAAUUGGCUCAAACUUAAGCUAUGUGCCUUUAAAGCCUGCUCACACUUCUACUCUGCCAGUGUGUAUCUCUGUGUAUAUCUCUGUUCUUUCUUAACCUAUGUGAGAACAAGUUUACUGCAGUACUAGCAAACUUUACAAUGACAAUCUUAAAAUGUGUGAUGUGAUUGCAAGAUCACUGCCUUACCUCUCAUAAUCAAUAAUAGUAAAGUCAAUUUUUACCCAGUGCUGUCUAAUUGGAAUGUAAAUAUCCUAUCAUUUUACAUGUUUAUUUCCUGCAUCUAAAACCUUUUGUGUUGAAUGUAUGUAACAUUUGCAUAUAAUAUAUGCCAUUUAGCAGAGGCUUUUAUCCAAAGCGACUUACAGUCAUGUGUGCAUACAUUCUACGUAUGGGUGGUCCCGGGAAUCGAACCCACUACCCUGGCGUUACAAGCGCCAUGCUCUACCAACUGUGCUACAGAAGGCCUCAGUUCUGUACAUGUUGUGAGAGUGAAGUCUUUUUAACAGAAUUGUACAACUGUCACAAUUAGAAUUUAGUAGUAAUAAAGCAGUGGUUUUCUUUUUAAUUAUUUGAAUGUGCCUGAUACCAUAGACACCCUACAGGCCUGUACUGUACCUGGCAUUGCGUGGUAUACCAAAGAUACUGGCAACUAACUCAAUAUAUCUCAUCGGUGUCGUUUCUAAUGUGAGCAAAUUAAGCAUAUUGGACAGAACAAGCAACGAGGUGGGCAGAUCCAGGCACGAGCUAGCAAGAUCCUAUUGGCACUUGUUUGCAAGCAUUGUGUGUUUGCGGCAAUAACUCAAUUCGCCCUUGCAUUCCUAAACAACAAAAACGUUUGAAGCUUUGGCGAAGGGUCAAGUCUACAAAACGGAGUGAGUCGAGGUUCAAAAUGGACGCUUCAGAUUUAUACAUCCGGUGAGACAUCUGGCUCUUUCUAUCUGUGGUGCACUCUGUGACAGUUGAAUAAAGAAGUAUCUAUUGCACCCCA